AUGAAGCUCCCAGACGGAACGCCUUCUGCCCAAGUCGGCAUGAUGAACUUUUCUCCAGUGGCCAAGACCCCCCCAAAGCCUCUUCAAUCCCGCCUUGUGCCGGAAUGCGGACUCUCGCCCGAUAGCCGAGCCGGUGUGGGGCUGAGGCGAAGCGGCGGCAGCGCAAACAGCAGCACAGUAAGCAGUAGCACGAGUGGCCCUGGGGGCCGUGGCGGUACGACGGCGCGCAGCAGUUCGGGGACUCCGUCCGCGCGUUCGACUGUGAUCCGCCGUGUCAGUACCCCGGUAUCUCGUCCUCUCUUGAGCCUAGGGGGACUUCUAGGCAGCAACUCAUUUCAUACAGAGUACCGCGAGCAAAUGAGCCCUUCCUGGUGGCUGGGGGCUGCUGCCUGCAGCUCUUCUUGGCUGCAGCUUUCGCCCCCUCCGGAAGUCAUGGAGCUGGUCGAAAAAAAGAAACUAACUGAACAGUUCAAGACUGUUGAAGGCCUUAUCGACAGAGCCGACUAUUUGGGGGCACUUAGGCUACAGGCCGAUAGGCGGAAUAUCUUGCAUCUUCUGGCUCUGGACGAACAGGAGAUGCAGGCGUAUCUGUGGCAGCCUCGCUUUCCGCGGAUAAUCGAUUUGAGAAAUCGGACGGGAGAAGUACAGACGCGCCCACCUCCCCGCCACGCAAACUGCAUCGUAAACCCUGUCAAUUUGUGGUUGCGUUUCCUGACGCUUUCACCUCCGCUGUAUGCAGCCCAUGCACCGAUGGCCGCAGUGUCGCCAAAGACGCCUCAGACGGGUGAGCAUUCUGGGGGGGAACCGGGGUGGUCACAGCCCCAAGAAACAGGGGAGGUUCAGGAGUAUUGUUUGGGGAGCUCUGGGGAGCAGUUUUUGCCCAUUUUGUUCGAGGACUCGGGGGGAACGGCGGAAUGCGUGCCACCCGAGGAGCUGCUUACAUUUGAAGAAGAGGCAUUGAGAGAGGUCGCCGCCCAUAUUGAGGCCAAGCUCGCCCACGCACUCAGCUGCAUGGUCCUAGCUUCAGCGGUCCGCAGCAAGGCCUCAGCAGUGCACCUGCAGCCGGGACCGCCAGGGAGGGGCUUAAACAGCGAACCCGCUAGGCCCUUAACACCGUCCCCAGUCACCCCAGUGGAACCACCGGCUGAACAGGAGCCUCAAGGACCAGGUGGUGGUCCAUCUACUGCGCCAUCAGCGGGCAGGCUCGCCGGCCCGAAGCGGCGUCGACCCAGUGUAACAGCAGUUAAAGGGGGCUCUCGUUCUUCUUCUCCCUUGCAGGUGCGGCGCAGCAGCAGCCCGGCUCGCAAGCCCCGCAGUGCGGGUAGCGCUGCAGCCCCUGGGGCCUCUGGGUCCCCCACUUCGCCCAGUACCUCUGCGGCUGUGAGGGGCUCAAGUAGGGAAGACUCUUCGGAAGCCGCACAGGCUGGGGUUGCCCCCACACCCACUGAGGAUGCACCUGAUAUCGACCGCGUUGUAAUUGAAUUGGAGGACCUAUUCACGACAUACGGACCAUCCCCAUCGCUGAUGCGCCACCUAAACUGCUUUCAAAAGACCCCUGACCUGCUGCGACAGCAGCUUCGCUGA
This is a messenger RNA of Eimeria maxima, 1584 nucleotides long. RefSeq lists its product as hypothetical. Lineage: Eukaryota; Apicomplexa; Conoidasida; Eucoccidiorida; Eimeriidae. The record is from RefSeq and is a predicted model, not a curated record. Bases 1 to 1584 code for a protein of 527 amino acids. The transcript is spliced from 5 exons.